AUGAUCGAGGCGUCCCGAAUCGACCAUGCUGGCCACGCCAACGACGCUGUCGGCCACAUCCAUGACACCCUCAUGUACAACUCUGUCAUGGCCUACGUAAAAGAAUACAUCGAUGUGCACCCCGACACCCAGCUCAUGUCCGCUGCCGACCAUGAAUGCGGCGGUCUCACCCUCGGCGAUGGCUACAACCCUACCGUUCUGCAAAAAGCUACUAAGACGCCGGAAUAUCUUGGUGCGCUCUUCUCCGCCCAUACAGGCGACAAGACCGCCCACCUCAAGUCAAAUUUCCUUCGGCACUACGGUCUGGAGAACGUCUCCAACGACGACGUGAAGCUACUCCUUUCCAUCGCCGACGAGAGGAACGUCCCAGCUAUGCGUAUCGCUGCUGGGAAUAUGCUUGCCUCUGAGGCCGGGCUCCAUUGGUCGACCGAGGCACACACUGCGGCUGACGUGCUCCUGUAUGGUUAUGCGAAUGACCAGGCUCUCAAGGCGAUGAAGGAUCUCAUGGGGAAGAGUAAUGAUAAUACUGAGCUACCGCGAUACAUCGAGAAGGUUUUAGACCUGGACCUUAAUAAUGCUACGCUGGCGUUGAGGCAGGGUGGUAUUGAUUGGGUUGGAAAGAGGGAUGAGCUUCCUGCUCUCAAGAGCUUGAACUACCCUCGUAGUGAGUGA
Messenger RNA from Scedosporium apiospermum, 672 nucleotides. RefSeq lists its product as uncharacterized. The coding region runs from base 1 to 672 and encodes 223 amino acids. The record is from RefSeq and is a predicted model, not a curated record. NCBI's taxonomy places the organism in Eukaryota, Fungi, Ascomycota, Sordariomycetes, Microascales, Microascaceae. The transcript has 2 exons. Gene Ontology annotation, molecular function: alkaline phosphatase activity. Gene Ontology annotation, biological process: dephosphorylation.